AUGGUUGUACUGACAGUGUUGCUUCUGCUUAUUCCGCUGAGUCAUCCUGUCUGCAAUGACCAUGCUGUUAUUUGUACUACAUACAAAGACCUCCUUCCUAUUUCUCAUGAAUUUUAUCAGCCAGGAGACUUUGAAAUUGGGCAAAUUGUCUCUCAUAUUUUCUUCAUUCAUGACUCUCCCUCUUUCCUGGAACAGCCCAAAGAAAUGUUGAUUACAGAACUUGUUUCAAUUCCAAAGUACUACCAAUUCCUCUUAGUGCUGGUGUUUGCAGUUAGAGAAAUCAACAGAAAUCCUCAUAUCUUACCAAAUGCUUCUUUGGGUUUCCAUAUCUUGAACAGCUACUUCCUUAAAAAGAUUAUUUAUAAAAAUACUCUGAACCUCCUUUCUACACAACAGAAGUUUCUUCCUAACUUCAACUGUGAUGCCAAAACUCAUCUUAUAACUGUUAUUGGAGGAACUGUCUCUGAAACAUCAGUCAAUAUAGCCACCAUUUUAGGCAUCUACAAAGUUCCCCAGCUGCAUCACUUCCUAAGGGCCAUGUCUUUCAACAACAGCGCUGGAGACACCAUACGUUUUAAAGAAAAUGGAGAAUUAGUGGAAGGUUAUGAUGUUCUAAACUGGGUAAUUUUCCCAAAUGGCUCUUUGAUUAGAGUAAAAGUGGGAGGAUUGGAUCCUCAGGCCCCUCAUGGCCAAGAGUUAACCCUUAGUGAUGAUCAAAUUGUGUGGCACAGAGACUUUAAGCAGGUGCUGCCCAUUUCUGUGUGCAAUGACCAGUGCUAUCCUGGCUAUAUCAGGAAGAAGAAGGAGAAAGAGACAUUUUGCUGCUAUGAUUGUGCGUCAUGUCCAGAAGGGAUGAUCUCUGAGCAGAAUGACAUGGAUGCUUGUGUCAAAUGUCCAGAAGAUCUCUACCCCAACAAGUAUCAUAAUCAGUGUAUUCCUAAGGAUGUAAAUUUCCUCUCCUAUAAAGAACUAUUAGGGAUCAUCUUAGCUGCAUCAGCUAUCUGUUUCUCUAUGAUCACAGCUUUGGUGCUUCGAGCCUUUAUUAAGCACCAGAACACUCCCAUUGUAAAAGCCAACAACCGGAGCCUGACCUACAUUCUCCUAAUUACCCUCCUGCUUUGCUUCCUCUGCUCCUUGCUCUUCAUUGGACAGCCUAGAAAAGUGACUUGCCUUCUACGACAAACUGGUUUUGGAAUCAUCUUCUCUGUGGCCCUUUCCAGCGUGUUGGCCAAAACCUUCACUGUGGUUCUGGCCUUCAUGGCUACUCAACCAGGAUCUAGGAUGAGGAAAUGGGUGGGGAAAAGAAUGGCCAAUUUUAUUGUUUUUUCCUGUUCCUUUGUUCAAUCAAGUAUUUGUGCUCUUUGGUUAAGUACUUCCCCUCCUUUCCCAGAUACAGACAUGCACUCAGUCAAUGGGCAGAUCAUCCUGGAAUGUAAUGAGGGCUCAGCCACCAUGUUUUACUGUGUCCUGGGCUAUAUGGGCUUUCUGGCCAUUGUCAGCUUCACUGUUGCUUUCCUUGCCAGGAAGUUACCUGACAGUUUCAAUGAAGCCAAGUUUAUCACCUUCAGCAUGUUGGUCUUUUGCAGUGUUUGGCUGUCCUUUGUUCCAACCUAUUUGACUACCAAAGGGAAAUCCAUGGUGGCUGUGGAGAUCUUCUCCAUCUUAGCGUCCACUUCUGGCUUACUGGGAUGCAUAUUUUUCCCUAAAUGCUAUAUCAUUAUUCUGAGGCCUGAGAUGAACAUCAGAGAGCAAUUAAUAAAGCGAAAUUCAUUUCCAAAGAUCUACCAAUUCCUCCUGGCGUUGGUCUUUGCAGUUAGAGAGAUCAACGGAAAUCCUGGUAUCUUACCAAAUGCUUCUUUGGGUUUCCAUAUCUUGAACAGCUACUACCUUAAAAAGAUUAUUUAUAAAAAUACCUUGAACCUGCUUGCCACACAACAGAGGUUUCUUCCUAAUUUCAACUGUGAUGCCAAAAAUCACCUUAUGACCGUUAUUGGAGGAUUUGUCUCUGAAACAUCAGUUGAUAUCGCCACUAUUUUAGGCAUCUACAAAGUUCCCCAGGGCCUGAGCAGGCAAGACGCCCGGCGCCCUCGGAGCCCCGUCGAGCCGCGCAGCGCAGCGCAACUCUUGCCGGGGGCCGGGCGGACGCAAAACGCCCCUCGCCCUCCGAGCCGUGCAGCGCCUCCCUCGGCUGAGCCCGAGCAGGCGAAGCGCCUGUCCCCCUCGGAGCCGCGCAGCGCAGCGCUGCUCUUGCCGGGGGCUGGGCGGAGGCAAAACGCCCCUCGCCCUGCGAGCCGCUCUCGGUGGGGCCUGAGCAGGCAAGACGCUCGGCGCCCUCGGAGCCCCACCGAGCCGCACAGCGUAGCGCUACUCUUGCCGGGGGCCGGGCGAAGGCGUAACGCCCCUGACCUCCUAGCCCUGCCGCGCCGCAGUCAGCGGGCCCCGGACGAGUGA
This is a messenger RNA of Eublepharis macularius, 2451 nucleotides long. RefSeq names its product vomeronasal type-2 receptor 26-like. The record is from RefSeq and is a predicted model, not a curated record. Gene Ontology annotation, molecular function: G protein-coupled receptor activity. Gene Ontology annotation, cellular component: membrane. The transcript has 7 exons. Lineage: Eukaryota; Metazoa; Chordata; Lepidosauria; Squamata; Eublepharidae. The coding region runs from base 1 to 2451 and encodes 816 amino acids. Gene Ontology annotation, biological process: G protein-coupled receptor signaling pathway.